UAGACAUUUCCGGUCAUGCGUCGUUUCAAAUUCGCAAUUUCCUCCCCUCGCCCCGUUCCGCCUCACACCCGCGGAGUGUCCAUCGUCGUCGAAAAAUUUUAUUUGUGAAAUGGCUUCAAGAAUUAUCAGAAAAAUCGUUCCGGCGAGUCGGGUCGGUGCGGCACAGUACAGCUCGGGGGUGCGGAAGGUGACGCUGAUCCCCGGCCAUGGAAUCGGCCCAGAGAUCACGGUGGCCGUGCAAAAAAUCUUUGAAGCCGCGAAAGUGCCAAUCGAAUGGGACGAAGUGGACGUCACAGCUGUUCGGGGACCCGACGGCAAAUUCGGGAUUCCCCAAAAAGCCAUUGACUCUGUGAAUGCUAACAAAAUUGGACUAAAGGGGCCCCUUAUGACCCCAGUCGGCAAGGGCUAUAGAUCACUGAACUUGGCCCUAAGAAAGGAGUUUGAUUUAUAUGCCAAUGUACGGCCUUGCAAAAGUUUGGACGGUAUCAAAACCCUAUAUGACAAUGUAGACGUUGUGACAAUCCGUGAGAACACCGAGGGAGAGUACUCGGGUAUUGAGCAUGAGAUCGUGGACGGUGUGGUCCAGUCCAUCAAGCUGAUCACAGAGGAGGCGAGUAAGAGAGUAGCGGAGUUCGCGUUCCAGUUCGCCAGAGACAACAACAGGAAGAAGGUGACCGCUGUCCACAAGGCUAACAUCAUGCGUAUGUCGGACGGUCUUUUCCUGCGGUGCUGCCGUGACCUGGCCACCAAGUACCCGGACAUCAAGUUCGAGGAGCGCUACCUGGACACAGUCUGCCUCAACAUGGUGCAGGACCCAUCCAAGUUCGAUGUGCUGGUGAUGCCGAACUUAUAUGGUGAUAUCAUGUCAGACAUGUGCUCAGGAUUGGUUGGUGGUUUAGGCCUAACCCCCUCCGGAAACAUUGGCAAGAACGGAGCUCUGUUUGAAUCUGUGCACGGUACCGCCCCAGAUAUCGCCGGCAAGGACAUGGCUAACCCCACUGCCCUGCUUCUGUCUGCCAUCAUGAUGUUAAGACACUUGCAACUCAACGAACACGCGGACAGAGUUCAAAAUGCCUGCUAUGAGGUCCUCCGCGAAGGCAAAUCUCUAACUGGUGACCUCGGCGGCACUGGCAAAUGCAGCGAAUACACCAAUGCCAUUAUUUCCAAACUCAAAUAAAAAAGUUAAAGAAAAAACAAGCCCCUGUGAAUUGUGACCUAGGAUUAUAAUUGCGAAUGCCAAAGUUACCUUUGAACAAAAUAUUAUAUUGAACAGAAUGUUCGCCUGAUGAUUUUUAUGUUACUGUAUUGUUGAACCCGAAACAGUAUUUAUUAAUUUUACACGCACCGAUUAUUAUAGAUGAAUUACGUUUGUUAUAAUAAAUAUUUAUUUUAAAA
This is a messenger RNA of Aricia agestis (brown argus), 1395 nucleotides long. It is a transcript of the gene Idh3a, whose product is annotated as probable isocitrate dehydrogenase [NAD] subunit alpha, mitochondrial. Lineage: Eukaryota; Metazoa; Arthropoda; Insecta; Lepidoptera; Lycaenidae. Bases 110 to 1177 code for a protein of 355 amino acids. Gene Ontology annotation, biological process: tricarboxylic acid cycle; isocitrate metabolic process. Gene Ontology annotation, molecular function: isocitrate dehydrogenase (NAD+) activity; magnesium ion binding; NAD binding. The record is from RefSeq and is a predicted model, not a curated record. The transcript has 7 exons. Gene Ontology annotation, cellular component: mitochondrion.